Molecule: messenger RNA, 1543 nt
Organism: Drosophila innubila
Lineage: Eukaryota; Metazoa; Arthropoda; Insecta; Diptera; Drosophilidae
Product: protein yellow
Exons: 3
Coding region: 68-1435 (455 amino acids)
Cellular component (GO): extracellular region
Source: RefSeq, a predicted model, not a curated record
AAGCCUCGCUGGCAUCGGUUGUGUUUUUGCCUUGUGCAAAUUUUAAAGUUAGACAAGAGAAUUAAUCAUGAUAUCUGGCUGGGCUUUGGCUGCAGCUCUGAUGCUCUGUGUGGGCCUGGUUGCCGGUAAAGACAAUCUGCGAGUGGCCUACGAAUGGCGGGAAAUGGACUUUAAGUACGACAGCUCCGACCAGAGAUGGUCGGCCAUUGAAAGCGGCGCCUUUAAGCCGGCGAAUGUUAUACCAUUUGGCCUGGAGAUCCAUCGCCAUCGUUUGUUCGUAACGCUGCCCAGAUGGCGCAACGGUGUGCCAGCCUCAUUGGCCUACCUUGAUCUUAAUGAUAACUCAACGAAGAUGCCCGUUCUGUCACCUUUUCCUAGUUGGGUGGCACAUAGUCUGAGUGAGGCGGAUCCCGAGCUGGUUUCACCUUUCCGAGUGCGAGCUGAUCGUUGUGGACGUCUUUGGGUGCUGGAUUCGAGGAUAUCGGGAGUGCUGGAGCAGACCAAGCUUUAUGGACCGGCACAGUUGCUUGUCUAUGAUCUGCACAAUGAUGAUCUGCUGCGUCGUUAUGUGCUGCCAGCGGGACAGACCAAGCAGAGCUCCUUCUUUGCCAAUUUGGCUGUGGAGGACAGCGAUUGUGAAAACACUUAUGCUUAUAUGGCAGACUUGGGUAGUCCUGGUCUGGUUGUGUAUUCGUGGCGAGAUCAGGAAUCGUGGCGCGUGCAGCAUCAUUUCUUCCAUCCGGAUCCGUUAGCCGGCAACUUCAGCAUUGCAGGAAUUGAGUUCCAGUGGGAUGAUGGAUUAUACGGACUGGCCCUGUCCAAGCCACAGUUAGAUGGCUUCUCUACACUCUACUUCCAUCCGUUGAGCUCCACAAUGGAGUUUUCUGUCAACACCUCCGUGCUGCGCAAUAAGACUCUGGCCACCUCAGGUGCCAUUUACCGUGAAUUUAACAUUCUGGGAUCACGUGGUCCGAAUGAUCAGGCGGGAGCCCAAUGCCUGGAUCCGGAGUCAGGAGUUAUAUUCUAUGCACUGCCCAAUCAAAAUGCCGUGGGAUGCUGGAAAACCUCGAGUAGCUACAAAUCACACGAUCGAGUCUAUAUAAGCGACACCAAUAUGAUUUUCCCCAGCGAUGUUAAGGUGGAUGAUCAGCGCCGUCUUUGGGUAAUUUCCAAUCAGCUGCAAGCCUUUAUCUACGAUGAACUCUAUCCGGGUAGCAUCAAUUUCCGCAUACUAACGGCCAGUGUAGAGGAUGCCAUCGAUCAUACAUCCUGCGACGUGCCCAAAAAGCUGCCAGAAAUCAUCAGUAAAUUUGGCGAAGUCAUUAAGACGAACAUCCAAGGAAAGAAGACGUCUGAGGGCCGAUCUGGUUCAACUUCCUUGAGUUUCAGCUUGCUGCUCGGAAGCUGCAUUCUGUUGUGCUCCUGGCUGCUGUAAGGAUAAUCUUCUGUACAUACAACACCAUCCCAAUGUGCUGUUUCAUAGAUAGUUGUAGUUUCAUAGCUCGUAAUGUUGAAUAAAUAUAAGAAUUUUAUUAAGAUACAA